Molecule: messenger RNA, 351 nt
Organism: Oikopleura dioica
Lineage: Eukaryota; Metazoa; Chordata; Appendicularia; Copelata; Oikopleuridae
Source: the annotation of a GenBank genome assembly
AUGCGAUACAUCUGUGAAGAUCGCGUUUUUGACGACUUUGGACGGGUAAUUGUUCAUGAAAACAAAACAAUCCACUGCCCAAUCUUUUCUCUUUACCCAUCUUUUAUUGAAAAAUACAAUCUCUUCCCUGCUUCCGUCGCUAAAUCUACCUUUAAAGAGACGUGGAUUUUAAGCUCCCGACCAAGAUCAUUUUCAAGGUUUCUCGCUGGAAUAUGGGAUGAUUACGAAUCGACAGAAAGGCUUCCCUGGUGCGAUGGGUAUCCUGUUGAAACGAUGGAAUUUGCAUACAAUACUGAUCCGGAAUCAAAGGAUGUGAUGCUUUUCGAAGGCCCUGAUGGCAGUCACAAGUAA